Molecule: messenger RNA, 2876 nt
Organism: Adineta ricciae
Lineage: Eukaryota; Metazoa; Rotifera; Eurotatoria; Adinetida; Adinetidae
Source: the annotation of a GenBank genome assembly
AUGUUAAAUCAAGAAGAAAUUCAUCGCUAUUUCAAUCACCUCAGUGGAGCUAAACGUAUCGAAUUUUUAUAUGGCUUACUUCAUCUGUGUCAACCGUUAGAACUACGGUAUCUCGGCACAUGUCUAGAAGAAAUCGCUCGAAAAGAUUACGAAUAUCUGUAUCAUGCUGAACAGAAAACGAAUCAUUUGUCAACACAAAAUGUUCCAUUACCAUCAUCGUCCGCUUCGUCCGUCUCGAGUAGUACGAAUGAACAAACGAAUCAACAAACUGAUCUUUUACCAGAUGAGAAAUUAGACUUAACAGAUCAAUUCACACGGGCACAUGCUAUUGUCGAUAUUGCACUUCUCUGGGCCAAAAAUCGUGCUUGUGCGAUACGAUUAUUUCGUCGUUUGAAAGCGAGUGACAGUGUGAAAUUAGUGGACAUGUUAUUAGAACGAGACGAUUUGGAUGAGCGAACGAUGGAUGAGAUUUUAAUCAUCUUUUGUUUAGCUGCGAACCAUCCCGCAUUUAGUUUUGAUAUGCGUACACAAAUGGCACAAAUCUUCAAAGAACUAGAAAAAAGACAACGAAAAAUGAAAUUAUUACAAACCGUACAAAGUAAUCAGAAUGAUGAUGAGGACACAUUGGAUGAAUCCUCAUGCUUGGGUCAACAUUUAUCAUUGUCGUCAUCAUCAUCGAUGUACAAUCCGACGACAUUGAGUGUACAUGCAUCACCUCUGUUAACUCGUUUAACUGUUGUUAAUUUCGAUACGGAUGUCACACCGAUAAGAAUAUUAAUCAAAGCAGAUUGGUCAGAUAAUAAUUCGACAUUAGCCUGGAAAACUCCAAAUGACAUUCGAUCAUUUCAUCUGCAAUUAUCAAACAUCGUUUAUCAUGAUGACAUACGAUUGGAACGUUUGAUGAAUAUAUCAGGCUAUUUGCGUGAUAUUGGCUUUUCAACGGAAGCCGAUGUUGAGCAGAUGAAGAAAAACAUCGGAAUAUAUAUGGCACAUCUCGUUUACUUCUCAUCAUAUAUUUCGACAAUUUCAACGUUAGCGAAAUUUUUCAAUUCAUCCUUGAAAUUAGUUGAUUCAAAACAACGUCUAUUCAAUUCAAACAACACGUUCGAAGAUUCACUGCCAUCAUCGCCAUCCUAUUCGAAUGGAAUGACUCCACUCCAAUGUGAAUUACCAAUUCAACAAACGGAUUCCGAUAGUAAAACAUUAUGUUCACCAAAACUAUCUCUUAGCAUUGCGAAAUCCAAGCAACAAUUAGAUGUGGCGAAACAAGCUCGUUCAACAGUUCCGACACACAAUGGAACACAAACAGGAUUAGAAGUACGAUGUGAAGAAACUCAAACAGAUCGUAUGCCUGGACCGGGAUUCAUCCUCGCUGAACAUCAAGAUUUCCUUCGAAGAUAUUCCAUGGACGAAUUGGCGAAAUUAACUCCACAUGAUUUGAUUGUCGAUGGACUUGAUUCAAGCAUUGCUCAAUUACUUUGCGGCGCUUUAGACGAUUUAAAACCAAUGAGUAUCCAUUUGAGUAACAGCACUAAAGCAGUCCGAUCACCAUGUACGUUUGUUCAAAUACCGACUGCAUCAUCGUCGUCAACAUCACCACCGCCGCCGUUACUCGAUGCAGCAUUGAUGACUGUUGUUCAACAGCAACAGCAACCACAAGCAUCAUCAUCAUCGUCAUCUCGCACAUCACCGCCCGGUUUUGAUCGAAAUCAAUUCGAACACAUCCUAAUCAAUUUCGCUGGCAUGCGAUCAUCUGUUUCGUCAAGUCCAAGUCCGAAAUUACCAAAAUCCGGAACUAACAAUACUACUGUACUUCAACCUACAUCGCUACAAGCAUUACCCGCUCCAGCAACCUCGACAUCAUCGUCAACAGCAGUAACAUCAUCUUCGUCAAAUGCCCCGCCUCCAACUCAACAUCACGUACCAUUACUGACAGCACAUUCAUUUCUUUACAAUCCAGUCGAACCAUGUAUAUUUCCGAUUGCAAUUCCACCUGGUUUUCCAUCGACAUCACCCGAUUUGAUGCGCUUCUUUGCGCCAAAUAUGGCUGCUGUUGCAGCAGCCGCUGUCGCAAACACUACUAAUCCAUCCAACACAAACUUUCUCGGAAAUUCUAACAGCACACAAGGAUCCAUGUCAAGUUCACGUUCGACAACACAAUCGAAUGGUACGAAUACGCCACCAGAACAAAAUGGUCAGAAUCUUCACCAUUCAUCUGCAUCAACAACUUCAUCAACUGUCUCUCGUCAUCAACAACCUCAUUUUCGCCAUCGACAACAUUAUCCAUCUGACUCUCAACAGUACCAACAGAAUUCAUCGCAUACUCAACAACGGCAAGGUCAAACAUCCUAUUCGCAACAACAACAACAGCAGCAGCAGCAGCUACAACACAGCCGACCAAAAGCAUGCUACACUUGCGGCGGCUUUGGUCACUUAGCAUUUGCGUGUCCGGAACAGUAUUUGUCCGAUUCAAAUUAUUCUCAUAGUACUCGAGAAGGUUAUAGACUUGACUAUCGCCCUCGACAAAGUACACCGACCAACUUUCAUCAACAGCAGCAGCAACAACAACAAAGGCAAAUGCGUUCGAAUUCCAAUUCCAAAACCAAACUUCGAGACAACAGUUAAACAUUUGCUAUCUUUCUUUCUUUCUUUGUUCGUUCUUUUCUUUCAGUUAUACUUACCUAAGCAAUACACGACAUUCUCUUUCAUAUGUCUUUUUCCUGUUCGCCAUACUUUCUUGCCUAUCAUAGAUUACAUUCAUUUUCUUUUUUUGCUCCUUCGUCUUUCGUUUCGUUUAUGUAUCGACGACGUGCAACUCUUUUUUUACGGUAUAUAGACAACACGUCUCAUCUUUAAUACAUAUAUACAUAUUCCUA